This is a messenger RNA of Daphnia carinata, 2275 nucleotides long. RefSeq names its product chondroitin sulfate N-acetylgalactosaminyltransferase 1-like (gene Csgalnact). Lineage: Eukaryota; Metazoa; Arthropoda; Branchiopoda; Diplostraca; Daphniidae. The record is from RefSeq and is a predicted model, not a curated record. Gene Ontology annotation, molecular function: glucuronosyl-N-acetylgalactosaminyl-proteoglycan 4-beta-N-acetylgalactosaminyltransferase activity. Bases 463 to 2103 code for a protein of 546 amino acids. The transcript has 9 exons. Gene Ontology annotation, cellular component: Golgi cisterna membrane.
GUAUUAUAUCGACAGGGAACGAAAGAAAAGGGGAGGAAGGGGAAACCAGACAGGCUGGACGAGGACCUAACAAAAAAAAAACAAAAAAAAAAACGAGAGGAAGAGGAGCGGGAAUGAGACAGGAGGACGGGCUUGAAGAAGGAGGAGCGAUUCCACUAGCAACUUUGGGGCUGGUGUACGUCAGCUUUUUUUUGUUGUUUUGCUGUAGUGUCAGUCCUGUCGUUCAGUCCGAACAGAAAGACGGAGCUACCGUUGCGGUACGCCGUCUUCUGUCUAAAACGUUUCAUUCCUGUUUGAACUGACGGCAAUCUAAAUUACUCGUUGUCUAGUACACAACCCAAUUGGUUAGGCAUCUGCAAUUGAUAUAGGAAAGGCGUUUCAGAACGACGAGGUGGCAUAGAAUUCGACGUGGACGACUAAACUAUUAACUCGAAUGACGACAUCGUCCAAGAUGAGAACGCCAUGAACCGUAGUGCACGACGUGUUUUGCUGCGUUUGUUUUUACUAGCAUUACCCCUCGUCGUGUUCACGUUCGUCGCAGUUUCGUUGCUAUCCAGCAGCGUCGAUUCGCUUCACAGCCACAAUGCUUUGACUUUUGCUUCGAAAGUUAUCCAGCCGUGCGGGUCUCAGCUGCCAUUAGAAAUCGUUGCGGCACCUUCGCCUUCGUCUCUUCCUCAUGACGAGCUAAAGCGACAGCUUAAACAGCUGAAGCAAGUCAUCAGUCAACUUGAAGAACGUCUUCGACUCCAAGGCGAGAUCGCUCCCGUUAGUGCCGAUGCCAGUAACACCGGUAACGACGUUCCAUGUUCAACCAGCUACAUCCAGAAGCAGAUCGAACAGUCGGAGAUUGAGAAAGGCAAAAAGUGGCACAACGAGUACGAAGUUAUUCCGUAUUCCUUGUUCACGCUUCAAGCUUAUUACUCGACGGAAGCAGGUAUGGGCAAAAGAGUGGUAGAACGUCCCAUAGGCUCACGUAGACAGGAUUUACAAGAAGCCGUCAGUUCAGCCCUGUCCGUUUUGAAUAAUAAUCGCGAACGCGGUGCAUUACCUCACACGUCAGCGAAGACGAAACGUUACGUUGCGUCAGAUUUCGUUGAAGGACUUUACAGGCUCGACCCGAUCGAAGGGACGCAGUACGAACUGUGGUUCAACCACCAGCAACAACCGGCCGCCGCGUCUACGGACAAUCAUUCCAAGCGACCCAACUUAGUUAAAGUGUCUCUGUUACGCCCUCACGCUCCUCUGGUAGCUGUCCGUCUUGAACAGCCACUUCAGUUUGAAAUACCCAUAGUCAACAUCAUCGUUCCAUUGUCGGGACGGUUGUCGGCAUUCGAGUCCUUUCUGAAUCGUUUCAAGAAAAACGUGCUCACCGCCGGACAAAGCCGCAUCCACUUGACUGUAGUCUUCUUCGGCGAUAAACACUGGAACGAAAUACAACGAGAAAUGUUGGUUUUCGAGAAAGCAUCGGGUUUUUCGAAUUUUCAUCUGCUGAAUAUCAAUUCUACCUUUUCCAGAGCUCGUGGGCUACAAGUUGGCGUGGAACACUGGGAAAAUUCGCCAAUAGAAGACGAUGUUUUGAUUUUCCUAUGCGAUGUCGAUGUGGCAUUUGAUUCUGCUUUCCUCGAGCGUUGCCGACGAAACGCCCAACCUAAACGUCAGGCAUAUUUUCCAAUCGUUUUCAGUCAAUACAAUCCCAAUGUGACUAAACGCUACACUCGCCAACGUGACGAUUCGCAAGCUCCGACGUUGCACAAAGAUACCGGAUUUUGGAGAGAUUUUGGUUUUGGCAUGGUUUGUACCUACCGGUCGGACUUUCUGAGUUUAGGCGGUUUCCACGGUGGAGAUGAGACGACAGGUUGGGGUGGAGAGGACUUAUUUCUUUAUCGGAAAUACAUACGGUCUACGAUGCGCGUGAUACGUGCACCAGACAAAAAUAUUUUCCAUUUGUGGCAUCCUAAGAAUUGUCCGAACACUCUCGGGCCUGUUCAGCGGCGAGACUGUUUGCAAUCGCGAGGAAGAAACGAAGCUUCUUACGACCAGUUGGCGCUGCUUUUGUUUUCGGCUGACGGGCAAUCACAUCACUUAUCCGAAUCAGAGAUUUAAGUUUAUAUAAUGCUCGUUUGAUUUCGUCCGCUAACAUGAUUCACAAUAAGUCACGAAAUAGUGUCUCAACAAAGUUCGUGUGUUCUUGGUGAAAAUUAAAAUUUCCUUUGGCUGUGUACAGGUUUAGUUAUGAAACUUCAAACAGAAAUACACAUUGUACAUGAAACCAUGC